Messenger RNA from Rotaria sp. Silwood2, 591 nucleotides. The record is from the annotation of a GenBank genome assembly. NCBI's taxonomy places the organism in Eukaryota, Metazoa, Rotifera, Eurotatoria, Philodinida, Philodinidae.
AUGACCGUCGUUCGAUGUGAAAAGAAAUAUGAUCGUAUUUUGACAAUUACUGCUGGAUCUCUCUGUCUAUUUGCAUUUGUUUGCACUUUUAUUGCAUUAUGUACACCUUCAUGGACAAUUAAUGAAUAUUCAUUAGAUAGCGAAGUUCAAUGGCAUGGUCUGUUUUACAAAUGUAAUCGUUUUAAAUGUAUAUUAAAUUAUGAUCAUUAUAUUUUGGCUAUAUUUGUAAUAAUAAUUAGUGCAAUAUUUUUAUUGCUUUCAGCUAUCAAUAUAUUUCUAGCAGGUUUACAUAAUGAUUGUCGACAAUAUUUUUAUCUAACGCCAUUGAGUACAUUUAUUAGUGCAUUGUUACUUUUCAUAGGCGUUGUUCUUUAUACACACCAAUCAAUAAUAAAUGGUAUUAGUGCUCGUUCAAUGAUUCUAUCAAUUAUCGUAACUUGUUUCAAUUUACCCAUCGUGUCAUAUAUUGCUGGAAGAUAUUCGAUUUUUUAUCAGAAAAAUCGAAUAGAUUUUCAUUUUGCAAAAACAGACAAUAGUGAAGCAAUAAAAAGAAUUGAAGAACAACAAACAAUGCAAACACAAGAAAAUUAA